AUGAAACCCUCUCACAAGUGGCCGCCGGCGUCGCUGGCAAAGACAAUACAAAGACACCCCGUCCUCCGGCCUUUGCAAAGACUCCGAUGGGCGAUUACAUUGGUGGCCAUCGUCGUCAUUAUCAUAUUGGCGAUCGCAUUGGGUGUCGGUCUCGGCCUUGGACUAGGUCACACCAAGAAAAACGCCUCCGCGUACUGCUCGGAUGAAAAAACAUAUCAACUUGAUAGCAUCACCGCCCCUAUUCGGGGCCACGGUAACCCGGGUUCUGCGCGAACCUGGAACUUGAGUAUCGAUGACACAGAGUCUGGUUAUAAGCAAACUAUCGCAGGCUUCGGCGCAACGGUAACCGAUGCCACGGUUAGCUCGUUCAGUACCCAAUCGAACGCGACGUUGAAAAAUCUGUUAAAAGAAUUGAUGACCGAUGCAGGAGCUAGUUUUUCGUUGAUGAGACACACCAUCGGGUCAAGCGAUCUAUCGUCGACGGCCUAUACAUAUGAUGAUAACGACGGCAAAGUGGAUGAAAGCUUGUCAGGGUUUGCGCUUGGAAGUCAAGGGACUGCGAUGGCACAGCUUCUAUCCCAAAUGAAGAGUCUCAAUCCCAGUCUUAGAAUAGUGGGUUCGUCGUGGAGUGCGCCAGGCUGGAUGAAGUUGAAUGGAGCGCUUGAUGGCAACACGACCAAUAACAAUUUAAAUGAUGGCUUUCUCACUAGUGGGGGAGUUGGUAGUACAGGUUACAGCAAUGCGUUUGCCCAGUACUUUGUUAAGUAUAUCCAGGCAUACCAAAAUUUCGGUGUGGAUAUCGAUGCGAUUACAAUCCAAAACGAGCCCUUGAACAGCAAAUCCGGGUAUCCGACCAUGUACGUUUAUUCCAAUGAAUCUGCCCAUCUGAUUGGUGAUUAUGUUGCACCAGCUUUAAAAAAGGCUGGUUUGGAGACGAGUGUCUGGGCAUUCGAUGAUAAUACCGAUAGCGCAUACUACCCCCAAGAUGUAGUCAACUAUGCAGGACAGUAUGUUAAGGCUGUUGCAUGGCAUUGCUAUGCCUCUCCAGCCAAUUGGACCGUCCUCACUGAAUUCCACAACCAGAAUCCAGAUGUGGAACAGUACAUGACUGAAUGUUGGACUUCUGAGAGCCUGAACUGGACGCAAGCCGUACAAUUUACCAUGGGACCUCUCCAGAACUGGGCAAACGGCGUGACUGCGUGGACAUUAGGCGCAAACCAAGACGCCGGUCCACAUCUUAUUGGCGGUUGUGACUCAUGUAACGGAUUAGUGACCACAAACGCCAAUGCGAAUUACACACUCAGUAUAUCGUACUACAUGAUUGCGCAAUUCAGCAAGUUUAUGCCACCUGGUGCACGCGUAUUGCAGGGGAAUGGGAGUUAUACCUACCCCAAUGGGAACGGAAUUCAGAGUGUGGCAAGUCUAAACCCGGAUGGGUCACGGACGGUGGUCAUUGAGAAUAGAUUUGGUAACGAUAUCUAUGUAACUGCGGAUCUGUCCAGUGGUGCAACAUGGAGUGGAAAUAUUCCAGCCAGCAGUGUUACGACCUGGGUUUUGCCGAGCGAUUGA
This is a messenger RNA of Talaromyces proteolyticus, 1569 nucleotides long. RefSeq names its product glycoside hydrolase superfamily. The coding region runs from base 1 to 1569 and encodes 522 amino acids. The transcript is spliced from 2 exons. The record is from RefSeq and is a predicted model, not a curated record. Gene Ontology annotation, molecular function: glucosylceramidase activity. Gene Ontology annotation, biological process: glucosylceramide catabolic process. NCBI's taxonomy places the organism in Eukaryota, Fungi, Ascomycota, Eurotiomycetes, Eurotiales, Trichocomaceae.